ACUGACAUUAGCUUAGGUUAACAAUAGGAGAACAUUGGCUAUUAAACGUUUACUAAGUGACAACGCCCCCCCUCUUUGCGUUAUCUUGACGGGUUUAGUGUUUUGCUAUAUCUUGGCAGCCAGCAUAUCGUUAUCUACUCUACGAGGUUCCUUGAGCAGUGGGUUGUUGCGUCGCUUCCAGUUUUUAAUCUGUAUCUGUUCCUGGAAGCUUGAGAGAUGUUCCCCACUGGCCUGGAGAUCAAAGAUCAAGAAUUAACCGACUAAUGCCGAUGAACGAUGCAUUUGACAACUUGAUGCACUUCUUUUUAGUUCAACUCCGACAUGAACUGGGACAAUCAGCUGAGCUCUAUCCUGUCAGGAGCAGAUAGCAGCGUUGCAAAGAUGAGGGAGAGACUGACGUCACCAGGGAAAUUUGCCAAAGGAGACGAAGAUUUUUUUCCAGUGAGGGAGAGGAUUCGUGAUUCAGAUUUGGGCCCUCCUGCUCUUCCUCCUCGUGCCCCCCUUCUUCGACAGCCUUCCCCAUCCCUCAGUCCAUCUGUUCAGUGGGCAGAUCUAGCUGCUAUCCAGUCACAGCUCCAGAUACAGAGCCAGGCAAUAGAGUCUCUCACCAAGAAACUCCAUGACGUGGAAAGGGAGAGACAGUCUCAACAAUGUCACAUCCAGACACUACAAGAGGAGGUUCACAGGCUGCGUGAGGAGCUGAGGGAGAGGGAAAGCGAGAGGGCGGAUUCGAGGAGGGGACAAAGUCCAGGAGCAGAGAGAAGGAUGGAGCAGUGGAGGAGAGAGGUUGGACGUGAGCUGAGCAAUCUGCGGGGACACAUUACCAGAGCCACGUCGCUAGGCAACCUGGAGGAGAGUUUCAGCUCAAAGCUCCGCAGAGAGGAGCUGGAACACCUGCGGAGAGAGGUGGACCAACUGAAAGCACAACUAAGGAGACAGGGGGAGGAUGUGUUCCUCCAGCAGACCGAGGCCAGAGAGACCAGGAGACAGUACGAACACAGCUGCAAGACACUGGAGGAGCUGACAGACAGCUACAGAACUCACAGCACUGAUCUGGCAAAGACUAUCUCUCAGUAUUCUCACACACAGCAAGAGGUCCGCCAGAUCAGGACAACUGUGUCCGAGCUGAAAGAGGAGGUCAGGAGACUCGUUCUCAAAGAAUGUCAACCAACACCUUUGCAGUCAGCACACACAUCAGGGGCAUCUCCGCUCCCGCUCCCUGGCAGCCACAGUAGAGGGGCCAGAGUUGAACAGGCCGACUCUGACUCCGAAGACUUUAGCCCGACCCCGAGCCUGGCCGAGGUCAGCUCAGAUGAUCUGUCAUGGCUGGAAGACCCUGCUCUUCAUCAGAAGCCACGAGUGCGUUUGAGUGUUCAGUCCAGACGGAGCAACUUUGCUAGUCCAGGAUCAGAUUUGGAAGAUGACAAUGAUGAUGAUGAUGACGAUGACGGUGACGGUGACGGUGAUGAUCUCCUCGAUGAAGAUGUGAACCCAGAUUUUGGAUCUGACCUAAGUCUUAAUGACCUCUGACCUUUUUUUAUAAGGUGACUUAUGUAAUUUCCUUGAGAUGAUUUAGCAAAAUGAAGACCUUUCUUGAUCAGCACAGUUUUUAGAGUUGCAGAACUAUUCUGAAAACCAGAACCUUUGAAAGUAGAAACCGUCAGGAUAACUAUAAUGAUAGGGCUUCUUUUCAUUGUAGUCUCAAUGGAAAGGAAACAAAGGACGGCAAACAGCAGACUUGGCAUGGCAACAGAGGCACAUACAAGUAACAAGUAAUUAAGUCAUCCAACUUAAUUUUAUUACCGUUGCUUAACAGACCUGCUUAGAUGUGUGAUCCAUAGUUCAAGCCAGUGUGGAAACUUUCUUUUAGUGAGGGGAAUUCUCAAAUGCUACUUUUUAAACACGCUAUUUGUAAGAAUGCCAGAAGUGUUGGGGAACUCGGGACGGAUCACGCACUGCUUCUUUUUAAAUUGAUUUUCAAUUGCUUGUCUGAUUAUUCUGUAAACUGUCUGGUCCCACGUGACACUCCCAAACUCCUGCUACCGCAGUAUGCUGAAGCAAACCACCAAAAGAGUCAGCAUUGUUUGCCCUCAGUCUGGUUAGUGAUAUCUGCUAGAGGCAGAGGACUGUGAUAGCCACAAAUCCUCUUUAAAUAAUCUGCAGUAACUGCCCCCACAUGCACACACUGGCUGGGUGCUGGGAACAAACUGAGGAGACAGGCAGCUGUUUAAGCAAGAUUCUUUGUGAGAGGUUCUCAAUCAGAAACUGUUUUCAUGAUGGUGGAUAGCCUUGUGCCUGCACAAUGGCAUUUUUGUAAGUAGCUUUAUUUCUCACUGUAAGCUUGACUGAUUUAAAAGAACACGCCGACUUAUUGGGACUUUAGCUUAUUCACCGUAUCCCCCAGAG
This is a messenger RNA of Perca fluviatilis (European perch), 2406 nucleotides long. RefSeq names its product general vesicular transport factor p115. The transcript has 12 exons. The coding region runs from base 322 to 1530 and encodes 402 amino acids. The record is from RefSeq and is a predicted model, not a curated record. NCBI's taxonomy places the organism in Eukaryota, Metazoa, Chordata, Actinopteri, Perciformes, Percidae.